AUGAUUUCCGCCGAUAUGAUUCCAAUCACGGCAAGUUCAUCUUCGCCAUCUCAAUCCUUGACAUCUUCUUCUCCGGCGAAUCUUCACUAUGCCUUCCUCGUUCAUUCGCAGAAGACAUUGACACAAAACCUCCCGCCCCGCGUCGACAAUAAACUACUCGCGCGCCAGAAACGCCGACGUACAAGUCCUGAAGAUCAUGCCAUUCUUGAGGCCGAGUACAAGAAGAACCCGAAACCUGAUAAAGCUGCUCGAGCAAGCAUAGUUAGUCGGGUGUCUCUGGGCGAAAAAGAAGUUCAGAUUUGGUUCCAAAAUAGACGGCAGAACGAUCGUCGAAAAUCAAAGCCACUCGAGCCACACGAACUGGUAGGCCCGCGCGCUUCGGACGGGAUCUCAGACGACUCCCCGAGCAAUCAUGACAUAAGCUCUCCUCACGACGGCGAACAGGCAACCCCCGAACUGUCGGAAGGAAUUAUCUCAAGGAAUGACGACGCCCUCGCAGACCCACUCCAUAACAAUGAGCUGGAUGAUUUGGAAGCCGACACCCAACCCGGCUAUAUAAACCCCGAGACUUCCUUUUCAUCGAUUAACUCGGCGAACUUCGGGGAGGAAAUGGAACAGUCGAGGGAGAUAGUUGGCUUAGGCAUUCAAGUAAAUGGAAAGAAGCGACGACUUUCGGAGACGGAGGUCAAUCAGCGGAAGAAUGACAGACAAGAGAAGGUCAAAUCACCUCCGUCCCUUCGGAUAUCCCUGUCUUCCAAUGGGGAAGCUCUUCUCAGAAAGCAGGGAGAGUCCACUCCGUCGCCACCAAAGGCGCGCACGGCUGUGAGAAUUUCCUUAUCCUCAGAUGGGGAGGCUCUCAUCCGCACUCAGGACGAACCAUCUCCUUCGAAGAACCGCUUGCGACUUAUUCCCGGCCGGGUGUCACGUCAGACUGGUCUUCGCAGAAGUGUUAGCGCAAUCAAUUUUGGGUCACCUGGAGCUACCCCAUUGAUUCGAGAUGGAAACGGAAUGAAGCCAUUUGGCCGGUCUCGCGAUGCGCGAAUGUGGGAGUCCUAUUGUGAUAAUGACGCGCGAAGCGCUCUAUCGGCACCAAUCAGUUCUCAGCCCUCCAGCGGUGCGAGGACACCGGGUCUAUAUCGCUCUGGUAGCCAUCGGUCACUCGCUCGUCACUCCUUUUCCAAACCCAACCUAUCGUCCCCAGCAAUUGGCACGGCCAGUCAACUAGAUGUAGCCGAGCCGUCCAGAGAGAAGAGACGAAAACUCUCUCGCACUGUGUCAUCUCUCGGGCGACUAGAGUCCGUUCAUCAAACAAGCAUCGUGACCCAUACCUCGACCAGCAGCUUGAAAUCAACUAACAAGGCUGGUAAAGAAGGAGUCGAGCGCUUAGACUUAGAGGCGGGUGAUUCGGACAAAGAGAAUUGGGUUCCGGGGACAUACCGUCGAGCAAGCCCCCGCCGUCAUCAAAGAGCAAAGUCUCAUACCCAGCGUCCCGUUCUCAAAGAGAAUGGCAUUCGCAGAAAUACCGUAGUCGAUGAUCUUGCAUUGACCAAGCAGGGUCGAUUAUACCGUGGCCCCCGCGGCACCAAGGGCGCUUCGCAGACCACAGCCACACUGGACGCUGAAGUCGCCGCUUUCAUGACCAAGACUGGUUCCUCAAGCCGUGAAGAGGAUUUGGACUGUAUACAAGGCCUUUUGUCCUUGAGUCAGGGUGCAUGGCAAUGA
This is a messenger RNA of Talaromyces stipitatus ATCC 10500, 1722 nucleotides long. Its product is annotated as homeobox transcription factor, putative. Lineage: Eukaryota; Fungi; Ascomycota; Eurotiomycetes; Eurotiales; Trichocomaceae. The record is from RefSeq and is a predicted model, not a curated record. Gene Ontology annotation, biological process: regulation of transcription by RNA polymerase II; cell differentiation. The coding region runs from base 1 to 1722 and encodes 573 amino acids. Gene Ontology annotation, molecular function: RNA polymerase II cis-regulatory region sequence-specific DNA binding; DNA-binding transcription factor activity, RNA polymerase II-specific. The transcript has 3 exons.